CGCCGGUCACACUGCAUCGACCAGACUGAACUCAAAACAAUAUGGAAACCAUUAAUCCCACGUUCUCGUACCUCACCAAUCUGGAGGUGAUGCAGAUACUGCAGAAAAUCAAGAGCACCAAAAAGAAGUUUGGCAUGCGAAAUUUGGCCACAGUUACCUACGAGGCACUGCAGUACCUAGAGGAGACGCCCUGCAAGACCCAAACCCGCGAGGCCAUCAUAAACUACGUAAAAGACUUGUCCUCCUACCGACUAAAGUCUCACGAGGUCCUACAAAUGGUCAAUGAUCCGCCAACAAGUGCCCUGCACACGCAGCUGCUUAUCGACGACAAUAAGGCACCCCUGACGGACGAGGAGAACGAGAAGAUCAUCCAGCUGAGCUACAAACACUUUCACGGUUCGGGAGACACCAAACAGGCGCCGACUGAGCCAACUGCAAGGCAAAAGUCAACUGCAAAGUCUGCUUCAGCGACAAAGGCCCCAGAGGCAGAGGCUGCCGAACCCCCAGCAACCGAGGUUGUUGAAGACUCAGCAUCCACAAAUACAGCUCCAGCGGAAGAGGACCAGGACCAACCAGAAACCGAAGUCACAGAGGCUGAGCCAGCAGCGACAGCCAUAGAAACAGAUGAAACAGAGCCAGAAAAUCAGUCCAAUAAAUGACUAAACUCG
Messenger RNA from Drosophila kikkawai, 668 nucleotides. RefSeq names its product RNA polymerase III subunit I (gene Polr3I). NCBI's taxonomy places the organism in Eukaryota, Metazoa, Arthropoda, Insecta, Diptera, Drosophilidae. Gene Ontology annotation, molecular function: nucleotide binding. Gene Ontology annotation, biological process: transcription initiation at RNA polymerase III promoter. The record is from RefSeq and is a predicted model, not a curated record. Gene Ontology annotation, cellular component: RNA polymerase III complex.